This is a messenger RNA of Pleuronectes platessa (European plaice), 1414 nucleotides long. It is a transcript of the gene mthfd2l, whose product is annotated as methylenetetrahydrofolate dehydrogenase (NADP+ dependent) 2 like. Gene Ontology annotation, cellular component: mitochondrion. Gene Ontology annotation, molecular function: methylenetetrahydrofolate dehydrogenase (NAD+) activity; methylenetetrahydrofolate dehydrogenase (NADP+) activity; methenyltetrahydrofolate cyclohydrolase activity. The coding region runs from base 29 to 1075 and encodes 348 amino acids. Lineage: Eukaryota; Metazoa; Chordata; Actinopteri; Pleuronectiformes; Pleuronectidae. The transcript has 8 exons. The record is from RefSeq and is a predicted model, not a curated record. Gene Ontology annotation, biological process: tetrahydrofolate interconversion.
ACACGCUCCACGACGCACGCACACCAACAUGGCGGCCUCUGUCUCCCCGCUACGCUCCUCCUUCAGGAUUUGUAGCCCGCUAACGUUACACCAUCCCCGCUGCCGGGCCAAGCUACGGACGCACAGAAAAUGCGAGAGCCAGCGGAGACACGUGCACCAGUCUGCGAGCAGGCAUGCUGCUGUGGUGAUUUCGGGGACGGAGUUGGCUCGUCAGCUCCACAGAGAAAUCCAGCAUGAUGUGGAAGAGCUGGUAGCUCAGGGCAACAUGAGACCCCACCUAGGAGUGGUCCUAGUGGGGGACGACCCGGCCAGUCGUACCUAUGUCAGGAACAAGACCCGGGCCGCCAGCAUCCUGGGUAUUUCCAGUGACACAGUGGUGAAGCCGAGGUCCGUGUCCCAAGAGGAGCUGCUGGAGCUGAUUGACAAGAUGAACCGUGACUGGAGGGUCAGCGGCCUGUUAGUGCAGCUGCCACUUCCCGAACACAUCAAUGAACGAGCAGUGUGUAAUGCCAUUGCUCCAGAGAAGGACGUGGAUGGUUUCCAUAUUGUGAAUAUUGGGAAACUGUGUCUGGACCAGAGAUCCAUGGUGCCUGCCACCCCUGCAGCAGUCUGGGAGAUCAUCAAAAGAGCAGGAAUUGAGACAGUGGGAAAGAAUGUGGUGGUCGCUGGUCGCUCCAAAAAUGUCGGAAUGCCGAUUGCAAUGCUGCUGCACACUGAUCGCAACCAUGAACGGCCUGGAGGAGAUGCCACAGUGACCAUUGUCCACAGAUGUACACCGAGGGAGCGGCUGAAGGAGCUAACCAGCCUGGCUGACAUCAUUAUUGCAGCUGCAGGUGUUCCCAGACUGAUCACAGCAGAUAUGGUGAAAGAGGGCGCAGCGGUCAUCGACGUCGGCAUAAAUCGGAUCCAGGACCCAAAGACGGGAAAACUCCGGCUCAUUGGUGACGUGGACUUUGAGGGAGUGAAGGAGAAGGCAGGAAUCAUCACUCCUGUUCCAGGGGGUGUGGGUCCCAUGACGGUCGCCAUGCUGAUGAAGAACACUGUGACUGCUGCCAGAAACGCACUGAUGCAUUAAACACUGACACACUAUAAAGCCAUUUUAAUGAAUGCUAUAUGAUACAAUAUGUAUAUGCAUACAGAGCGGUAUUACCUUUAGGUUUACACACACACACACACACACACACGCACUUUGCCAAACAUCUAGCACACUUUAUUUAAAACUCCAUGAGCUCAAGACUUCAUACCUGCUGGGAAAUUUACUUGAUAUGUACUUUGUUUAUAUUGUGAAUUUGUUCAUUUAUUUAUUUAAGUUAUUUAUUUCAGAGUUCACUUUUUGUGACUUUAGAUUCAUAUUUUUUCUACCGACUUCGUUUUGGUUAAUUUUUGAACAUUCCAGAUUCACUGGAAAAGGAGU